UUUGUGUUUUCUUUUGGCUUGUUUGCAAAAAGGAAAACAUGCACUUUCUGUACAUUUUGUGUUAAAUAUAUGACUCUUUAUAAAUAAUUUGUAAUCAAAUUUUAUAUUGCGAAGAAACAAGCAUUUACACAAGCAUAAAUGGAAGUGAAUACGUAAAUAUCAAACUCAAAAUGGAGAAUAAGAAAAUAUCCUUCGGAUUUUUGAAAACUAAGAAACAAGAAAAGCCUAUUAUUGCUGAACAACGCGACUACAUUGAGAGUGUCGAAGAAAAUGCCAUCAAAAUCAUUGGAAAAGAAGUGGCACAGGAGGUGGAACCGCUCAUAAUUCCUAUGAAACCAAACACAUUAAUUACUGCUGAAAGAUUAAAAGAAAUAGCUGAGAAAGUUGAAAGUUCAAUUAUUGAGCCGGAAAUAAGUCAAGUACCUGAAACUCAAAAUGAACCAAAAGAAAAUGAGACACUUGACCAAAUGGCUGUUCGGGAAUUAUUGCAAGAAGCUAAACAGGACAAAAAACAAGAAGUUCAGUCACUCAAAAUACUUGUACCAUCAACUCCAGUAAUAGAUGGUAAAAAAGAGUCAUCUUUAGAUGAUUAUGAAGCAGUGCCUAUAAGAGAAUUUGGAAUGGCCAUGCUGCGUGGAAUGGGCUGGACACCUGGAAAAGAAACGUCAAAAUAUAAACUGCCUAAUUUGCGUCCAAAAGGUUUAGGUCUGGGUGCAGACAAAGUUAUUAAAGAGAAUCAAAAGAAUAUGUCAAAAGACAAUGAUAAGGAUUUGGCAAUUGUUAAAAAUGCUUGCGUAAAGAUUACCACUGGAAAAUAUAAUGGAUGUUAUGGCAAGGUGGUGAGUUUGGAUGAGGAUAAUGGUCGAGUGAUGGUGAACAUUCCCAUUAAGAAGGAAACCAUCAGUUUAAGUGAAUUCAUGAUGCAACCAGUCACUAAAUCAGAAUUUGACAAACAAGCGAAAGUUAUAAAUGCAGACUCAUAUGAAGCCUAUAAAAAGAAUGAAUUACAUCAAAAGCCAUCAAAAUAUGAAUCAAUGAAAAAUGAAAGUUCAUCCAGUAAUAAAUCAAAAGAUAAGAAAGAUAAAAGAGAAAUAAAGAAUGAAAACGAUACAUCUCAAAAGAAAAGGGAACAUGCUAAUGGUAGGAGUAAAGAAAAAGAACAACAAUAUGAUUCAUCAAGCAGUGAAGAUGAUAUAAGACAGAAAAGAAUAGAAAGGAAAAGAUAUAGUAGCAAUGAAUCUCUUAGUUCUGAUUCUGACAGAAGAAAAAAAAAGAAUAAUAAGCACUAUAGUAGUAGUGAUUCCGAAGAUUAUAAAAGGCAUAAAAGUAGUUCUCGUAAAGAAAAAAAAGAUAUUGACAAGAAAAGAAAAGGUAAAAAGAAAAAGAGAGAUAGGGACCGCUCUCCUAGUCAUCGUAAGCAUAAAAAAUAA
Molecule: messenger RNA, 1430 nt
Organism: Papilio machaon (common yellow swallowtail)
Lineage: Eukaryota; Metazoa; Arthropoda; Insecta; Lepidoptera; Papilionidae
Product: G-patch domain and KOW motifs-containing protein
Exons: 6
Coding region: 171-1430 (419 amino acids)
Biological process (GO): mRNA splicing, via spliceosome
Cellular component (GO): spliceosomal complex
Source: RefSeq, a predicted model, not a curated record